CACGCAUUAGACUUUUUCUUUUAUAUUUCCAAUCGCUAUGAUCAAACCAGCAUUACUCUUAUUAUUUUUGUUUCUCGCCAUGCUCAACGUCACUUUGGCAGUGUGGAUCGGCAAUGGACCUCGGUGUUUAUCUCUCUCUGAUCGUUCGGCCUGUCCAGCAGGUCAAGAAAGUCAAUGCUUAGCUACAGAUCAGCGCAUGGCUUCCAGUAAAUGUCCACCGCGAUGCGGUGACUUUGGCGAAUCUUGCAGUACCGGCGUCAAGAUUUGCUGCUUCUAAAAUACCAUUGCUUAUAUUGAAUCCACACACAGCGACCUCUUUUUCACUCUUGUCCACGUAUUUACUAAUAAAAUAAACCAUGCCAUUGUAUACAUCUG
This is a messenger RNA of Radiomyces spectabilis, 375 nucleotides long. RefSeq lists its product as uncharacterized. The record is from RefSeq and is a predicted model, not a curated record. Bases 38 to 277 code for a protein of 79 amino acids. The transcript has a single exon. NCBI's taxonomy places the organism in Eukaryota, Fungi, Mucoromycota, Mucoromycetes, Mucorales, Radiomycetaceae.